Coregonus sp. 'balchen' is the source of this 3793-nucleotide messenger RNA. Lineage: Eukaryota; Metazoa; Chordata; Actinopteri; Salmoniformes; Salmonidae. The record is from the annotation of a GenBank genome assembly.
GUACAGGCAGCACACAGCAGUGUAUUCCCCAUCCCAGGACCCCACUGUUACAGUGAGACAACAUGGCUGAGAAGGAGCCAGAGGGAAUUAUAGCUAUAGACCCCAGCGACAAUGAUGAUAGAAAAUGUCUUAUUAUCCGGAAGCUUCUGAAGUUCAACCCUAAAGAAGUGUUUACAUGGUGAGUCUGUGGGGAGAGAAAACUCAACUGGAGUGAGUGUGAGAGAGAGUGAGAGAGAGAGUGUGAGAGAGUGUGUGAGAGAGAGAGAGAGAGAGAGAGAGAGAGAGAGAGAGAGAGAGAGAGAGAGAGAGAGAUUUGUUAUAACAGUGAUUAUCUGGAUCCCAUAUGGCACCCUAUCCUUUAUAUAGUGCACUACUUUUAACCAGCUCCCUAUGGGCUCUGAUUGAAAGUAGAGCACUAUAUAGGGAAUACGGUGUCAUUUGGGACAGAUAGUGACAUAGUGAAGGUCUUUCAAUGUCCAAGAAUGGAGGAUGUCCACUGUCCAGUAGUUGUGUAUGUCCCUGGCAGCUAGCAUACAGUAACUGCUUGGACUGAGUUGUGUUAAAACCCUAAUGAAGGCUAGAGGGCCGAAACAUGUUGGUUUUACCAAUAAAGACGCAGCUUUAUCAACGUCCACUGUCUUCCAAGUGUUGCUGAAUUUCCUCUUCACUUAUGCUUUGUCCUAACAGGCAGCUGGUGAAGACAGUAGCCAUGGGUCAGGGUUUGGCUGCUCUCAUCUGCGGCACAGCAGUAACAUCCCAGUACCUGGCUUCAGACUACCACGUGGACGCGCCCAUGCUCCAGAGCUUUAUGAGCUACACACUGCUCUGCCUCACCUACACCACCGCUCUGCUGUUCAGAACAGGUACACACACACACACACACACACACACACACACACACACACACACACACACACACACACACACACACACACACACACACACACACACACACACACACACACUCACGCACACCAAUGUGCUGCUCUGAAGAACAGGUAGACUCUCUCUCUCUCUCUCUCUCACACACACACACACCACCCUAGGGUGCUCUUCAUCAGAAUAGUACAGUUGUCAAUUCUAUAAAAUGUUAUAAUUGUGUAGCAUUGCAAUAACCUCCAGACUACCCUCUACUAACGUACUGUAGGGGAUGGCAAUAUGUUUCAGAUUUUAAAGAAGAGGUGGUGGAAGUAUCUCCUAGUAGGCUUGGUGGACGUCGAGGCUAACUACACAGUGGUUAAAGCUUACCAGUACACUACACUCACCAGUAUACAGGUCAGAACUACGAGAUGGUGUGUGUGUGUAUGUCUAUGUGUGCGAGCUUGCGUGCCUGCCUGCAUGCAUGUGUGUAUGCGUGCGUGUGCUGAGUUAUGUCAAUGUAUGUGACUAUUCUGGUGUGUCUCUCUGUCUUCCAGCUGCUGGACUGUUUUGUGAUCCCUGUGUUGAUGAUACUGUCCUGCUGGUUCCUGAAGACGUGCUACAGACCCAUCCACUACGUCUCUGUGUGUGUCUGUCUGCUGGGGGUGGGGGCCAUGGUGGGAGCUGACCUACUGGCUGGACGAGACCUGGGAUCCAGUAAGAACCCACUCCAUUAAUUCAUUAAUUCAUUAAUUCUUUCAUUCAAUCUCUCAGUUCAUAUCAUAAUAAAAAGUAACAUAUUAACCUCAUCUCUUUCCUCAUCCUCCUCUCCUAUCUCGCUUCUCUCCUCCCUCUCUUCUCUUCUCUCCUCCCUCUCUCCUCUCCUCCCUCUCUCCUCUCCUCCCUCUCUCCUAGCCUCAGACGUUCUGCUAGGUGAUGGCUUGGUCCUGCUCAGUGCCAGUCUAUAUGCUGUGUCUAACGUGUGUCAGGAGUACACCGUCAAACACCUCAGCAGAGGGGAGUUCCUAGGCAUGGUCGGCCUGUUCGGCACACUCAUCAGUGGCAUACAGCUGUAAGUGUGUGUGUUUACGUGUGUGUGCGCGUGGAUGUGUGUUGUGUGUGCAUGUUUGGGGAGAAGGUAGUAGAAUGGGAAUGUGGUUGAUUUGAGUGGUCUGCUGUGUUCCUACAGGGGUGUUCUGGAGCAUAACAACGUGAAAAACAUCCAAUGGGACUGGAGAAUCGGUUAGUACCACAUAAAACAAAAUAUACAGGUAACUGCCAAAAUAAAGGAAACACUUGAGUAAAUGAGGGAUUGAGAAUUUUGUCAGUUACCUGUAUAUUUGUUGACAUUUUUGUAUGUUUUUUUAUUGAAGAGAUAGGACAGUGUAGAAGAAGGAAAUAAGGAGAGGGUUUGUUACAAAGUAGCUGCGGGUCCGCAGAUUCGGUAGUGUUAACGACUAGACCACCCCAGGCCACCGGUUAUUACCGCUCUCUUAGGGUUACAGAUGUGGUGGUGGCAAGGUUACAGAGAGUACAGAAUGUAUGCUGUGUCAGCUUGCUGAAGUACAGUUUCCACAUACAGCUCUUUGCUGCUCUUUAUCUUGUGUUUUAUGGGAGCUGCAACAGUUGAUCUUCCUUGUUAAUAAUACUUUCUGCCCUGUAUAAUGACUGUAGGUGUUUUCUGUUCAGGCCUAUUGUUCUCUGACUACACCCAGUACAGCUGUAUGUAGGGAGAGUAGAGUAGAGUAGUAGUACUUUGUUGAUUCCAACUUGGGAAAUUGUUUUAUCACCACAAGCAUCAACAAUGGUUACAAAAGACAAGACAAGGAUCAAUAAUAUUCAGAUAUGAACACAUAAUAAAAUAUUUAAAAGACAGAUGCACCUUAGAUCAGAGAGCCAAGUAAAAAAUAUUAGAAAUGCUGUUGUCUAUCAUACUCUGGGAAAACAAGCAACAACAAUGCAUAGUAUAGUAUGUUCAUUUUAUCAUGUAUAAUUCUUAUCCCCCCAGGCCUGCUGUUUGCUGGCUAUGCCCUGUGUAUGUACACCCUCUACAGCUGUAUGCCCAUAGUGGUCAAGAAGACCAGUGCUACAGCAGUCAACCUCUCCCUGCUCACUGCAGACCUCCUCAGCCUCUUCUGUGGCCUGUUUCUCUUUCAAUACACGGUUAGUACACACACACACACACACACACACACACACACACACACACACACACACAGCAGCAGCAGAAACACUGAGGAUAGUAGGUACAGUAGGUUGAGCCAUUUGACAGUUCAGUUACUGAUUGUGUUUUGGAAAACAGAUAAAGAGAUGAGUUAAUCAAUGAUUUGAUGACUCCAUAGCUGGAUAAUAGAUUGAUUGCUGCUAUACUAUGUCUGUACUCGCUGUAAUCUCUGUCAAACUAGUCUAAUCUAAUUUCUGUGAGAUCAAGGAGACAGUAGUGAUAAGAUCAGUCCCCAGAAACAGAGAUAAAGCUGUCCUGAUCACAGGACAUAGCUGCCCUUAUCUUAAAGCAUCUUAGUACUGAAAAUAAAUCAGUUGGUAGAGCAUGGCGCUUGCAACACAAGGGUUGUGGGUUCGUUUCCCACGGGGGGCCAGUAUGAAAAUGUAUGCACUCACUAACUGUAAGUCGCUCUUGUGUGUGUAGUUCUCAGGUCUGUACAUUGUGUCUCUGGUGAUCAUCCUGGUGGGCUUUGUCUCCUUCAAUGCUGUGGCAACGACCCCUGCCACUGCAGGCCCCAUCACCCCCUCUGUGGGCUGGGAGGAGGGCGGCUACGACAACCCCGAUGACAUCAUCAAUGAAGACGUGGUGGUGGCGGUCUUGGAAGAGAAGGAGGAGCAGGAAGAGGAAGAGGGUGAACGCCCAGGGGUUUCAUGGAAUCAGAGAACACAGAAGGAGGAAGUACCGGCAGGGGGAUGGAGUACCAAGAUGUGA